UCCAGGUCUCCCUUCCUAUGUCAUCAAGUGUUCAGACUGUGUCCACUGGAGUCCAAUGCUCGAGUCUAUGUGAUGGUGUCUCAUUGCGAGUGGCUGCAGGUUUAGCAACUUUGCCAGAUCUCACCCCCCAGGAUCCUUACGACUCAGACUCAGCGAGUGAUGAUGAGGAAGAAGACAGCCAGAAUCCACAUGACCCAGAUUAUGAUCCGCUGGAUGAUGACAUCUCAAGUGACGAGGAGAUCGAGGAUACCCAGAAUAUGCCUGUCACUUGUCCAUUACGCACAGAUGUCCCACCAGAGGAAGAGCGACAGUUUUUGGUAUCCGAAUCGUGCUUGGCCCAGCUGUUACAGAAAUGUAGCUCUUGUGAUGGUGUAUGUAAUUCUGUGUUGCAGUUCACAAAAGGAACUAUGAUAGGGACACUUUCCACUUGCCCUAAUGGACACUCUUCCCAGUGGGAGAGCCAGCAGUGUCAUUAUGGAAUGCCAUGGUCUAAUAUUCUUGUAGCUAGUGCCAUAGUGUUUAGUGGAUCCAAUGUAUCCAAGAGCUUGCGUCUCUUUAGACAUUUGAAACUCACCAUGAUGUCAACAUCAACCUUUAACCGGAUUCAGACUGCCUAUGUGAUUCCAGCUUCACUUUUUACUUGGGAUUUUCAUCAGGAAGAGCUUCUUCGAAACAGUGAAGGAAAGAUCCUAACACUUGGAGGUGAUGCUAGGUGUGAUUCCCCUGGAUUCUCAGCAAAGUUUGGAUCCUACACACUCAUGGAUUUGGAGACAGAGAAAGUCAUGGAUUUUCAAUUGGUUCAGGAGUCUCAAAGAAGUUAGAAGCUGCAGCCAAAAAGAAAGAUUGUCAGAACAUCAGGCCAUGGGUCAAAAGUGCAGUCAACCACUGUUACUGGGUGGCUGUCUCUAGCGGGGAAAAUGGGGAACUCAAGGAGCAGAAGUGGG
Molecule: messenger RNA, 944 nt
Organism: Saccostrea cuccullata (small rock oyster)
Lineage: Eukaryota; Metazoa; Mollusca; Bivalvia; Ostreida; Ostreidae
Exons: 2
Coding region: 18-821 (267 amino acids)
Source: RefSeq, a predicted model, not a curated record